AUAAGAAUGUUUAUUGUUGAGUCUACUUUUGCAUUCUCAAUUAUUUUUACAUAUGAUAACGGUGUUAAGUUUGUCGCUGAACUGAUACAAUCUGGUAGAAUACACAGCAUGUAAGAAAGCUCCGUUAACGUAAUUCUCGAAAUACAGACAGGGAGAUGACGCCCUCAUGAUGGAGGCAGCAAACACCGCUGAAAUGUCGGUAAACUUCUACCAUAGUUUAAGACACGAUGCCCCAAAUGACAGAAAUCUUCACAUUCGUCUCAGUGAGAACUUGAAUUCGAAAAGUACAAUUUCGAAACACGAAACAUAUUUUUGUGAUAAGAUAUUCCUUCCACUCACAAGAGGUUUUGAAGUUUUACACUUCACUUUAUCGUUUCGUGACGUCAUUACUGUUGUGUUCUACUUUGUGUCGUGUUAACUCGGUCGGGAGAGCGCAGAAACCUUCACACAAAUUGAUAACAGCUCGCAUGACAAGUUCAAAGAAUUUAUUUCCGCAGUCUAGAAAAAUGGACGAUUUCCAAUUUGAGGUGCUGCAGGGACCACUGGUGGACAAAUUCAAAACUGCUAACCAAACGUUUCACAGCGACGGUGUUAUCAGAAUGUGGCCGCCAGGAUGCGCGAUGUUCGCCGAGUAUCGAAAUCACGCCGAUAGAGUGCGACACCUCACCGUGCGGAAGGACGACGUCUGGAUUCUUACGUAUCCAAAAUCUGGUACCACGUGGACACAAGAAAUGGCCUGGUUACUAAUCAACAACUUGGACUACGAAACAGCGAGGAAGAUCCCGCAGACGGAGAGAUCACCGUACCUCGAACUCGGAUGUCUCGUGGAUGAAGACACCAGACGGAAAGCAAACAUCGCAGACAGCGUGCGUGCAGUGGAGAUGCUGCAAUCUCCACGCUGUAUCAAGAGUCAUCUGCCACUGCAACUCUUGCCGAAACAGCUGUGGACGGUCAGACCCAAGAUCAUCUACGUAGCGCGAGAUGUAAAGGACGUCGCAGCAUCCUACUAUCAUCACUAUCGGCUCUUCUUCGGAUACACCGGCUCCUGCGAGGACUUCGUUGAAGCUUUCUUGGCCGAGAUCGUUCCAUACGGUUCUGUGUGGGAUCACAUAUUGGAUUUCUGGAAUAUUCGCCAUGAAUCCAACGUGAUGUUCAACACUUUCGAAGAGAUGAAAAAGGACCUUCCCAGAGUGGUACAACGCACAGCGGACUUCCUGGACUGCACUCUGACCUCUGAACAGAUGAAGAGACUUUGCGAACACCUCAGCUUCGAGUCCAUGAAGGAAAACCGUUCAGUAUCACAUGAAGACGAAAUGGCCAAACUUCGUGGAAAGGAAACGAACUUGGUAGGAAAGAUUGAGCCGUUCAUGAGGAAGGGGGAGGUAGGAGGUUGGAAAAAUGACGUCACGCCACAGCUAGAAGAGAGGUUGAACGUCUACACUGAAGGGAAACUGGCAGGCGUGGGUUACGAGCUGAAGUAUCAAGAAUAAGAUUCCACUGCAAAGUUUAAAUAACACCUACCCUGUUUAACACCAAGAUGUAAGAGUAUAAACUUAACCUAACCUAAUCUAACCUAACCUAACUUUCCUAACUAAACCGUCUGCUUUCUCUUCUUCUCUAUAAAAUCAAAAUUAAAUUUAUAGUUUUGUGAAUUUUCGUGUUUAGAUUUCUGAAUAAGAAACUGGAAGCUCAAAGACUCUGAUCUGAAAGGCAGCGACUAUUUCCAGAAUAUGAAAGAAAUUCACUGAGACAGUACUUUCCCACUUAAUGCAGGAUUCUCCUGCAACCUAAACCUUUGUCCACUGACUCUCCACACACGAACGUUCUGCUGUGCACGUGCGCACAGCAGUUUUAUAUUUCCAAAAAUUUUUGUGCCCCAUAAACUUCUUUGUAUUACACAUAUUUAUUUAUUUAAGUAAUAUUUCGGUCUUGAUUCGAAACCAGUGCAUACACUACGCAUAUGUUGUGGCUCGUAA
Molecule: messenger RNA, 1976 nt
Organism: Zootermopsis nevadensis
Lineage: Eukaryota; Metazoa; Arthropoda; Insecta; Blattodea; Termopsidae
Source: RefSeq, a predicted model, not a curated record